Molecule: messenger RNA, 1159 nt
Organism: Mus pahari (shrew mouse)
Lineage: Eukaryota; Metazoa; Chordata; Mammalia; Rodentia; Muridae
Gene: Tnfaip6
Product: TNF alpha induced protein 6
Exons: 6
Coding region: 141-968 (275 amino acids)
Biological process (GO): negative regulation of inflammatory response; cell adhesion
Molecular function (GO): hyaluronic acid binding
Source: RefSeq, a predicted model, not a curated record
GAAUACGUGCUGACCUCACAGCCGAAAAAAACUAUUUAAAAGAUGUGGAAACCAGAUGUUUCAGCCGCAUUCCAGUCGCUGCUCUGAGAAUUUCUUGUGGGCAGCCCCGACAUUGUAACCGGCUCUGCAACCGAAGAGAGAUGGUCGUCUUCCUAUGCUUAUGCGUCUUGCUGUGGGAAGAGGCUCACGGAUGGGGAUUCAAGAAUGGGAUCUUUCAUAACUCCAUAUGGCUUGAACAAGCAGCAGGCGUAUACCACAGAGAAGCUCGGGCUGGCAGAUACAAGCUCACCUACGCAGAAGCCAAGGCCGUAUGUGAAUUUGAAGGUGGUCGUCUCGCAACCUACAAGCAACUAGAAGCAGCCAGAAAAAUUGGAUUUCAUGUCUGUGCUGCUGGAUGGAUGGCCAAGGGUAGAGUCGGAUACCCCAUUGUGAAACCUGGGCCCAACUGUGGAUUUGGGAAAACGGGUAUCAUCGAUUAUGGAAUCCGGCUCAACAGGAGCGAGCGGUGGGAUGCCUAUUGCUACAACCCACACGCAAAGGAGUGUGGCGGUGUCUUCACAGAUCCAAAGCGAAUUUUUAAAUCCCCGGGCUUCCCAAAUGAGUAUGAUGACAACCAGGUCUGCUACUGGCACAUCCGGCUCAAGUACGGUCAGCGCAUUCACCUGAGCUUUUUGGACUUUGACCUUGAACAUGACCCAGGCUGCUUGGCUGAUUAUGUAGAAAUCUAUGACAGUUACGAUGACGUCCACGGCUUUGUAGGAAGAUACUGCGGCGAUGAACUUCCAGAAGACAUCAUUAGCACAGGAAAUGUCAUGACCUUGAAGUUUCUGAGUGAUGCAUCUGUCACAGCUGGAGGCUUCCAGAUUAAAUACGUCACAGUGGAUCCUGCAUCGAAAUCUAGUCAAGCCAAAAAUACAAGUACUACUGGAAAUAAAAAGUUCUUACCUGGAAGGUUUAGCCAUCUAUAAAAAAAUUGUUUUUUAAAAAAAGAUAUUCAAAACAUCCAGUACAAUAUUUAUAUUUGUAGCUCUUGGACCUCAUUUGUUCUCUUUUGUAUUUUUAUUAUUAACAUGUAUUUAUUAUUUUUCCAAAUGUGAAAGCAAUAUCUAAUUAUGGGGAAAACUGACAAAUACAGAGAACUCCAAUGAGUUUAAAAAAA